This is a messenger RNA of Bombus terrestris (buff-tailed bumblebee), 800 nucleotides long. RefSeq names its product nucleolar protein 58-like. The transcript is spliced from 3 exons. The coding region runs from base 177 to 704 and encodes 175 amino acids. The record is from RefSeq and is a predicted model, not a curated record. NCBI's taxonomy places the organism in Eukaryota, Metazoa, Arthropoda, Insecta, Hymenoptera, Apidae.
ACCAGGAAAGGGAAUUGGUUGAAAUGAAAAGUAUGAAUUUUACUCUGGAUUAAAUUAAUUAUUAGUAGCAGCUGUCAUACCAGAAUUACGACCAAAAGGUAUGAGUCUUGGAGCAGACAAAGUAGGCAUUGUAGAAGAAAAAUACAGAUUCCAAAAAAGAAGAGGAAGAAGUUAAAAUGGAGAAAGGAACAUUUGUGAAAAUUAUAGCUGGAAAGCAAAAUACAAAAAAGUAUGAGGAAUAUAAGGACAAGGAAUCCAAGGGACUCGAGCAAAAGAUGGAUAGAAAAGGAUCAAUGUCCCCUGACCCCGAAGACGGUGAAGAUGGUGACAAAAGUAGUAAUAAAAGAAAGAAAAUCGGAAGUACGAUGCACAAUAAGAACAAGUAUGAUAAAGUGGGGGAUAAAAAAUCAGAAAGACGAAAAAGGCGCUCCGAAUCUAAUGAUGACAGCGAUAGUGAUUCUGAAAAGAAGAGACGGAGAGAAAGAAGUAACUCUAAUAGGAAUGAUUCUUAUAAAUUAAAAAGAUUGAAAAAGUCAAAGAAAGAUAAGAAGCACGAUUGCUCAUCCGAAAGAUCAAGUAAAAAACAUAAAAAGAAAGAGAAAGAAAGAGAAAACGUUAGAGAUAAGAAACCCAGAGAUUACGCAGACAGAAAGAAACACAAAAGACGAGAAAGAUCAAGAUCUCGAUCAUUUAGUAGGCAGUAAUAUUUUCCAGGGACGUAUUCGGUCAUUUUACUUUCAAGAUAAAUUGUACAAUUUUAUUUAUACAGAUUUUAUAAUAAAGUGUAUUUUUACAAAAUA